GUAGGCGGCACAUUAAAUUCAAAAUAUGUACAACAAAAAUCCGACAAAAUUUGUAUUUCCAUCGAAUCUGAAUAGCUUGCCGCCUAUCUGAGCAGCGACAGAGAAAACUUAUCGUAUAGAAAUAUAUAACAAAUUUUAAAAUGCCUGAAAAGCCAAGCACAUCCAAUCCAAAGCCGACACCGGCAGGUAAAGUGACCAAAAGCACCAAGGAUACUAAAGAUACCAAGGAUGCAAAACCCGGUCCAAAGCAACCGGUCAUACGCACACCGAUGCCCAAUACACAUGAUCGGAUAUGGAAGAUCAUGAAAAUGUAGUAUUAAAUACAUCCAAGUUGACGGCAAACUUUUAUUUGCAACUCUAACAAAACUAGACUCGUUUCUUUUUAUACGAUAAAGCUUGUUGCUUAAGAUACUAUUAAAUACGAAUUGCCGUUAAAACUUGUGUCCUUUACACUCUGCUGAAUAAAGCGCAAAAGUACCUGCAAAAAAAAGCACUCUUAUAUUACCCAAGAGGCGACUGGAAGGUGCGCAAGGCGCAUGCGUGCUAAGUUAAGAGAUUUGCCGUCUCUCUUAGGCAAUUUGCUCUUAAAAGCAUCUUCGAGCAUUACUAGAGCAUAUAGUUAAAUGAAAUAAUAGCUGAGAUAAAUUAUUAA
Molecule: messenger RNA, 652 nt
Organism: Drosophila novamexicana
Lineage: Eukaryota; Metazoa; Arthropoda; Insecta; Diptera; Drosophilidae
Exons: 2
Coding region: 141-314 (57 amino acids)
Source: RefSeq, a predicted model, not a curated record